Molecule: messenger RNA, 861 nt
Organism: Brugia malayi
Lineage: Eukaryota; Metazoa; Nematoda; Chromadorea; Rhabditida; Onchocercidae
Gene: Bma-unc-1
Product: uncoordinated protein 1, putative
Exons: 8
Coding region: 1-861 (286 amino acids)
Cellular component (GO): plasma membrane
Source: RefSeq, a predicted model, not a curated record
AUGUCUUCAAAAAAUGCCCGGACGGACCCACAAUGGGUAACACCUUCUUCUAAUCAGGAUGUACCACCGGAUUAUGAAACGAUUGGUACCAUAUUUGGUUAUGCACUUCUAGUGCUUUCAUGGAUUCUAAUCAUAAUUACCUUUCCAUUUUCUAUGUGUGUUUGCUUAAAAGUCAUCAAAGAGUACGAAAGGGUAGUAAUAUUUCGAAUUGGUCGGCUUGUUUUUGGUGGCGCUCGUGGACCAGGAAUGAUAUUUGUCAUACCGUGCAUCGAUACAUACAGGAAAAUUGAUCUUAGGGUUGUGUCAUAUGCUGUGCCUCCGCAAGAAAUUCUUUCAAAAGAUUCAGUAACGGUAUCUGUUGAUGCCGUGGUCUAUUUUCGUACUUCUGAUCCGAUUGCAUCUGUGAAUAACGUUGACGAUGCUAUAUACUCGACAAAAUUGCUCGCUCAAACAACUUUGCGUAACGCACUUGGCAUGAAAACUUUAACCGAGAUGUUAACGGAACGUGAAGCUAUUGCGCAACUUUGUGAAACAAUUUUGGAUGAAGGAACCGAACAUUGGGGUGUUAAGGUGGAACGAGUAGAAGUCAAAGAUAUUAGAUUACCUCAACAGUUAACACGUGCAAUGGCGGCAGAAGCUGAAGCUGCACGUGAAGCACGUGCUAAAGUUGUCGCAGCGGAAGGUGAACAGAAGGCAUCUCGAGCUCUUAAAGAAGCCGCCGAUGUAAUUCAAUCUAAUCCGGUAGCCUUACAGUUACGACAUCUUCAAGCAUUAAAUAGCAUCGCAGCGGAGCACAAUUCAACAAUCGUAUUUCCGGUACCAGUGGAAAUGUUUGGGGCAUUUAUGAAGAAAGAUAAUUAA